CAAGCAGCAACAAUGGCUGGUGCUCUCUCCUCUUCAGCUUUCUGUAUCCAGCAUCUACCACCCACCACUCACUACACACCACUCACCACCACUACACACACCACACACACCACACCACUUCCAUCCAUGUCUCUCUAACAUCAUCCUCCCUCCGGAUCGAUCUCCCAUCCUGACAUCUGGGGUUGACUCUCCCACACCAGGAGGCCUGCCUGCAUUGCCCGGUUGAGGUCCCCGGUGCUGGCUGUGUCGUCCAUCCUCAAUCUCCUCCUCCUGCCUGUCGACCGUCGCUCAUUCCAAUGAGUACGCGACCGGUGGAUAUCCUUCUGUGCCUCCAGACCUUCCCCCUCCCUCUCCCCCAGUAUGGCCUCCAUCAUGGAUACGGGCUUUCUGCCCAUGAUCAAAUGCUCCAACUGCGGAAUGGGCGUCGAGAUCUCCGCCAUGGGAGAUCACGUCUGUGCCAAACCGGUGUCUGCCCCAUCGCCAAUUCCCCAAUCUCCCCCCCCGCCGCCCCCCAAGUCCGACGAGGCUUUGCCGACCAGGAGACCCAGCGAUGGCUGGUCCAAGCCCGGGAGAUCGGGCCCGCCGCCUCGUAUCGACCCGGCCAUAGCCAAUCGUCCCUUUCUACAUCCUGCGAGUCCAGUCAAUAACAAUGACCCCCUCGUCCCGUCCCCUCUCUCCACCGGCAACCGAUCCCCAUUUCGUGCCCUCCAACGAAGCCAGACAUCUCCCCUCCCAGAUGAGCCGCAAUCCCCGGAUUCGAUCAAUCUCGAAACCGCCUUUGCGUCCUUUCCCCUCCCUCGAUCCAUGUCGGACCGACGUCCCAACGGCCUGCUGGAUGUGAAGGAGUCAUCACCGCCAAUGCCAUCCCCCCGGUUCGGAAAAACACAGGCACAUCCCGGUCCACCCCCGACAGACUUGCCCCCGCCGCCCCUCCCGAAGGACCCCCCGGGCAUGCACAGACACGGGGCCUCGAUCGACAGCAAGAGCAGCUACCGGACCUCCCUCGCAAGCACCCGCUACGGCGAAAACCGAAACUCGAAACGCUCGACGGCCAUGUCGAGCCGUCGGCCCUCGUUUGGUAGCGUCGCCCCUUAUAAGUAUCUGGACGAUGCCCCUCCCGUCCCGUCAGCCGCCCCGCAGGCGCUGCUCCGACCAAGAACCUCAGAUUCGUCCGUCACCGGACUGGCGGACAAGAGCGCAGGUCGGGGCGAAAUCUACAGCGGCUUCGACUUCGGCACGCCGGACAGGCCGGCGAGUGCCAAGGCGGAGAUCGACCAUGUCCAUGCGGCCGCGCUGCGGGUCUCGCACAGCUCCGGCCGGCUGAGCAGCACCCGCGGGUCCGCCGAGUUGUUCUUCCAGAGUCCCGCCCAGAGCUCGUACGGACCCCCAGUGGACUUCGAACUUCCCGCUGAACCACUGGCUUCGCCCGCGAGCCCCGCCAACGGGGAAUACAAAGCGUUCAAACCGCCCAGCUCGGACUUCCUCCAACCGACCGACGCGGAAGUCCCGCGCUCGCAUGAGCGGAGUGCCAGCCAGCGGACGAACUCGGAUGCGGCCAGCGAAGGCAGUGCCUCCGUGACCAACUUCGCACGUGCCCUGGGCCUCGAUGUGCCUGAGGAGGCCGACAGCUCCAUCACCUCGUCCGACUCCUCCCCCUCGGACACCCGCAGCGGCACCUCCCUCUCGAGCCUGCCCUCAGAGGCCAGCAUGUCGCGACGGAAACCGUCUGACCAACGCCCGGUCAUGGACAAGCUGAAAACCGAACAGCCCGUCCUGGGCCGACCGGUGAUCGAGAGCCCCACCGCGCUGGAGCCCCCGCGCAUGCCCGAGACGCUGUUCAGCCCGGACUCGCCGACGGACCCGGCCAUAAGCCAGGGGAGCCUGUCGCUGGUGUCAGAGAUAGAGAAGUCCCCCGUGGAAGAGGAGCCGCGACCCAUCGCGCGGUCCACGACGGCGCCGAUGCCGCGCCCGUCGCCUCGUCCGAAAGGCCCAUGUCGUGGCUGUGGUGAGAUGAUCCUGGGCAAGUCGGUUUCGUCGGCGGACGGCCGUCUCACCGGCCGCUACCACCGGGCUUGCUUUGUCUGCUUCCACUGCCGCACCCCUUUUCAGACUGCGGACUUCUAUGUGCUGCAAGACCGCCCCUACUGCGCGCAGCACUACCACGAGCGCAACGGCUCGCUGUGCCACACCUGCCACACCGGCAUAGAGGGCCAGUACCUUGAGACCGUUGAACGGCGGGGCCGCGGGCCGGCGGACUGCCAGAAGUUCCACCCGGACUGCCUCAAGUGUCGCACCUGCCAGAUCCCCUUGAAGGGCGACUACUUCGAGUGGUAUGGGCAGGUGUACUGCGAGCGUGACGCGCGACGAGCCGCGGCGGCCACCCCGCCCCCUCGUCCCCGGCGUCCCACGAUGCCUCCGUCCCCGCUGGCCCCGUCAGGCCGUGGAUAUCCUCCGCCCCCAGGCUACCCAGGACCUGGCAUGGGCCCUGGUAUGGGCCCCGGCAUGGGACCCCCCGGCAUGGGACCACCAGGACGCGGACGUGGACGCGGGCUGCGCCCCCCUGGUCCCCCCGAAGGCCCGUACGCGGCAGCCGGGGCCCCCCCGCCGGCUCGACGCUUCCCCGAGCGGCGCACUACGCGCCUGAUGAUGACAUGA
Aspergillus heteromorphus CBS 117.55 is the source of this 2655-nucleotide messenger RNA. RefSeq lists its product as uncharacterized. The transcript has 3 exons. The record is from RefSeq and is a predicted model, not a curated record. NCBI's taxonomy places the organism in Eukaryota, Fungi, Ascomycota, Eurotiomycetes, Eurotiales, Aspergillaceae. The coding region runs from base 361 to 2655 and encodes 764 amino acids.